AUGGCACUGGGACCUACUUUAUGGGCCGAUUACUGGAAAUCUCAGCCAAAAAAAUUCUGCGAUUACUGCAAGUGCUGGAUAGCAGACAACAGACCUAGCAUUGAGUUUCAUGAAAGAGGAAAGAAUCAUAAAGAAAAUGUGGCAAAAAGAAUUAGUGAGAUUAAAAAGAAAAGCUUGGAAAAAGCAAAAGAAGAAGAAAACAUGUCAAAAGAAUUUGCAGCAAUGGAGGAGGCUGCAAUGAAAGCAUAUCAAGAGGAUUUGAAAAGGCUUGGAAUUAAGCCAGAUGAUGUAGGUUCCAGUUCAACACAGAGUAAAACACAGAGUAACACAGUGGAAACUAAAGAAAAGAAAGAGAAGAAGGAGAAGAAAGAAAAGAAGGAAAAGAAAGAAAAGAAAAAAAAGACGGAGUGGGUGCAAGGAUUUUCUCCUGAAGGCUACACAUAUUACUACAACACGAAAACAGGAGAAUCACAGUGGGAGAAACCUAAGGGAUUUCAAGGCAACUCUCAAAACUCACAAACGGGAGCAGAGUGGGUAGAAGGUACCACUGAAGAUGGUCAUACCUAUUACUAUAACACACAGACAGGAGUAUCCACAUGGGAGAAGCCGGCUGGUUUUGUUUCAUCUUCAAAUGAGAAGAGUCAACGUGGCAGGCGUUCUGAAGAGCUUGCAGAAACAGAUUCCAAAGCGUCUGAAUCAGACUCAGAAGACAGUGACAAUAAAGCAGAGAGUUCAGAAACAGGUUUGAAGAGGAAAAGAAAUAAUGGUGAAGACUCAGAGGGAGGGAAAAAAUCGCCCAAAGCUAAAAAGCAAAGUCCUUAUGGGAAAUGGCGGGAAGUGAAGUCAGAAGAAACUGCUGAGAAAGGGAAGAGUCCAUCAGCUUCCCAGGAAGGCUCUGGUGAUGCACCUAACAAGACCAAGCCUUCUGGAAAAUGGAUAGCAAUUACAGAAAAAAGAGAAGAGGAAGAAGAAGAAGAAGAAGGUGAAAAAGUGGACGACCUGGAGCUUCCUAGUACAGAGAGUGACAAUCUACUGCCUCCAGUGCUGGAUACUCCAGAAGAGGAGACGGUGAUAUUUAAAGAGAAGACAGUCACCUCCCUCGGAGACCUGACCGAAGGGGUGACAACAUUUAAAAAGAGGAAAUUUGAAAAUGGAAAAUCUCGAAACUUAAGACAAAGACUAAGUGAUCAGUAA
This is a messenger RNA of Mesitornis unicolor (brown roatelo), 1194 nucleotides long. It is a transcript of the gene WBP4, whose product is annotated as WW domain binding protein 4. Gene Ontology annotation, molecular function: RNA binding; protein binding; zinc ion binding. Gene Ontology annotation, biological process: mRNA splicing, via spliceosome. Bases 1 to 1194 code for a protein of 397 amino acids. The transcript has 10 exons. The record is from RefSeq and is a predicted model, not a curated record. NCBI's taxonomy places the organism in Eukaryota, Metazoa, Chordata, Aves, Mesitornithiformes, Mesitornithidae. Gene Ontology annotation, cellular component: nucleus; precatalytic spliceosome.